Molecule: messenger RNA, 2301 nt
Organism: Taeniopygia guttata (zebra finch)
Lineage: Eukaryota; Metazoa; Chordata; Aves; Passeriformes; Estrildidae
Source: RefSeq, a predicted model, not a curated record
UUUAUUUAUCCAGGGGACAGCGGGUCAUUGCGCCUGCUGCAGCUUUUCCCUCUCAAGUCACAGCUCCUGGAGCCUGUAUGGCCUUUCUGUUAAAGCACAAAUUGUACAUAAUACUGUGUUGCAGGUAGGCCCUGUGCUCCACCUGUGAAUGCCUAGCUAAUGCACAAGGGGCUGUCUCUGCUCGGAGAACUUGCCAGGGAAGGCACACACUGGGGUUGGUUUCAGGCACGUGUGAAUACUCAGGGAAAAGGACAGACCUUCUGCUUAUUCACUCUCACAGAAGACCAAAAUUACCGUGCCACUGUAUGAGUUGGUCGUGGCCUGGUACACUUAGUACCAUGUGCUUUUCUGGUUGUCGUUCAUCCGGAAGGGUUUAAUAGACCUCAGUGAGGCCGAGGGUAAGGUCUAAGGACUCGGAUACUAUUUAGUGAGGUAUUGAAUAGCUUCCAUAUGUGUAGGAGUAACUGAAUCGACCUGAGAGAGGAUACAGGUGGAGAGUUAAACAGUGAGGGGAAGGUGUGAGAAGAAAUGCAUAGAAUUAUCUAAUCAGAAAGCAAAUUAAGAACUAAAGGAAGUAGUUACCCACAAAUAAUAAAACUCGUUGCCUCGGGAUGAAGACAGUAUAAUUGGGUUCAAAAAGGAUUUAUUCAAAUGUAUGGAAAAAGGAUUCAUUGUUAUUGCUUGGAUUCUGUCUCUGGCUCCUCAGGAAAUCCCCAAACAGCUGAUUUCUAGAGCUUGCAGGAUAAAAGAUCAUUCUACAGAAGUACUUUCUUUGUGUACUCCAUUCUAAACAUCAAAGCUAGCUACUUCAGAAUCAUUUCCUAUUUCAUAAAGCUUUUUUUCUUCCCUCAGAAGCAGAAACAAAAAACCCCAGGCUAGUGGUAAAACACAGUCUGACAGUAUUAAACCAGUGCGAAUACAGUAGUUUCCAAUCAUACUCAGUAACAUUUGCACUGCAGUGUCCAGCACAUUGGAUGGAGUGAGACCUUGAGGGUAAAUGACUUCAACACAAGAAUAGUGGUUGCAAGAACAAUGUAAUUACAACCAGUGAAUCAGCUUUGAAUGAGCAGCUGAACAAUACAUUAUGGCCUUUAGGUAAAGGCCGUGAUGUUGACAAGAACAGCAGUUAAUGUCUUGCUCUACUGGACAUGAAGUUGAUGGUUUAUUUGCAAUUUAUGAAUUAUUUUGAAGAUGGGCAAGGUCUGUGCUGUUUUCGGAGGAUCCCGUGGGAUAGGCAAAGCUGUGGCAGAGCUCCUGGCGCGGAAGGGCUGCCGCCUGGCCAUCAUUGCUAGGAAUCUGGACGUGGCCCAGAGCACUGCCCGUAGCCUUGGUGGACAUCUGGCACUUAGCUGUGAUGUAUCCAGUGAACAAGAAGUCCAAAAGACUUUUGAGGAGAUGCAGAGGAAUUUGGGUCCUAUUAACUACUUGGUUAAUGCAGCUGGGAUCAACAGGGAUGGUUUGCUACUGAGAACCAAGACUGAAGAUAUGAUAGCCCAGAUUCACACUAACCUUUUGGGAACAAUGUUGACAUGCAAGGCUGCUGUAAAGGUCAUGAUUCAACAGCAGGGAGGUGCUAUUGUCAAUAUAGGAAGUGUUGUAGGACUUAAAGGCAACUCUGGUCAAAGUGUGUAUAGCGCUACCAAAGCAGGAUUAGUUGGAUUUUCACGCUCUCUUGCUAAAGAAGUAGGAAAAAAGAAAAUUCGAGUCAACGUUGUUGCUCCAGGCUUCAUUCGCACAGAGAUGACAGCUCAUUUGGAAGAAGAUCAGUUGAAGAAAGCAAUUCUCCUUGGAAGAUUUGGAGAGCCUCAUGAAGUUGCACAAGCUGUUGCCUUUCUUCUAGAAUCCUCAUAUGUUACAGGGAGUGUUCUGGUUGUAGAUGGAGGCUUGCAGCUUAUGACUUAAGUACUACCUCGAAUAAAUGACUGCUUUAAUGUCAUGAUGGUAAUAUAUAAAUGGUAAUAUAUAAAUAUAUACUAAAUAAAGGGAGAGGGUUGGAAAUCUUUUGAUGAUUGAUGUACAUAAUCAACUUGGUCUUAUUUAUUCAGAGGAGAAAUUCAGCAGCAGUGAAGUGCAAUGUGUGUGUUUAGCUGCCCGAAAGAGUCUGUUUGGUAUUACAAAGUCCGUGUAUGAAACAAUUCUAAAAAGAUCUGGUUUUGAUACGGUGAUAACUUUAAUAAUGUGCUGAUAUGUUUUUAAAGCACUGUAUUUUUAUAAAGUCCUGCUUGCUAAUUUGGGAUAGGAUGAGAUUUAAUUUGAAUUAUCAUGUUACACAAAGGAUAAUAAAGUGCAGAGACAUGUUUA